UUUGUUGUCAGAAUUAUUGUUGACUGUUAGAAGGGACAACAUAGCAGAAUGUUUUUGCGCUCAUGAGAGGCACUAAAACUGCUUUAAUUCUGUCAUUUUUAUACGCCCUUAAAUGUUAACGGCCUGGGUAGCAUCACUUGUGAAGGCGAAAUGCCUGGGGAACGCGAGUGGGAUAUUUUUCCCCGAUUGCGAAGUGCAUUGUGUGCGAUUCGGCGGCGGCGGCUGUGCCCUUUGUCAGCGGGAAUUGUGCGAGGCAAGCAAAGCUCCCUGGUGGUGGGGAUCCGAGGAAAGCGAAAGGAAAUGCCGCGGUGCUGACAGAACGCUUAUCCGACGGGAGAUGAGAGUGCUGAGGAUCACCACACGCAUGCAAAAAUUGCUGCAAUUCUGCUGCCAAAGCUGUGGCGCAGAGGAGCGUGGGAAGAGCCGAGCGACCUUGCCUUCGCGACACCUGCUGAUAUCGGGAGGAUCUCCAGCCGGGCGCUUGUGAGGGAUGAUCUCGUCCUGCAGAAGGACGCCGAGGGCAUUAGCAUAAACAGAGACGCGUGUCG
This is a messenger RNA of Penaeus chinensis, 548 nucleotides long. RefSeq lists its product as uncharacterized. The transcript has 2 exons. The record is from RefSeq and is a predicted model, not a curated record. Bases 113 to 487 code for a protein of 124 amino acids. NCBI's taxonomy places the organism in Eukaryota, Metazoa, Arthropoda, Malacostraca, Decapoda, Penaeidae.